Messenger RNA from Nerophis lumbriciformis (worm pipefish), 1429 nucleotides. It is a transcript of the gene snx16, whose product is annotated as sorting nexin 16. Gene Ontology annotation, biological process: protein targeting to lysosome; endosome to lysosome transport; early endosome to late endosome transport. The record is from RefSeq and is a predicted model, not a curated record. Gene Ontology annotation, molecular function: phosphatidylinositol binding. NCBI's taxonomy places the organism in Eukaryota, Metazoa, Chordata, Actinopteri, Syngnathiformes, Syngnathidae. Gene Ontology annotation, cellular component: early endosome; late endosome.
AUGGCAUCGCCGUUUGUGCCUGUCCCUGUGCCUUUGGACAGAGCCUCGUCAGGUGGCAACAGGAAGGCGAGGCGGACACAGCGAGCGUCUUCACUGGGGAGUGUCUCGUCCACACUGACCACGUCCACCAAUGGGAGUUCCCCUCGCCUGUCCAAUGGCGUGGACCGAGGCCGCCAAAGCCUGACGCCGCCGCCUCUCCGUAGCCCCGUCUCGCAGACCGGGGUGAACGGAACUCUCGAGUCCUUUGGCUGUCCAGGUUGCCCUCGCUCCGUGUCAGACCCUGUAUGGAGCCAGCAGGGAGGAGAGCAGAGGCCCAUCACUCCCACCGUGCUUGGGUAUGAGGUCAUGGAGGAGAGGGCAAAGUUCACGGUCUAUAAGGUCCUGGUAAGGAAAACACCGGAAGAAAGCUGGGUAGUUUUCAGAAGGUACACUGAUUUCUCCAGACUCAACGACAAGUUGAAGGAGAUGUUCCCAGGAUUCCGACUUUCAUUGCCUCCAAAGCGCUGGUUCAAAGACAACUACAACGACAACUUCCUGGAAGAUAGACAGUUGGGACUGCAGACCUUUUUGCAAAACCUGGUUGCACACAAAGACAUUGCCAACUGGCAGUCAGGGAGUUUUUAUGUCUGGAUGAGCCACCAGGCCCCUUCGACAGUUUGGAGGAAAGCAGGGCUUUCUGCGAGACUCUGGAAGAAAGCAACUACCGUCUACAGAAAGAACUUGUGGAGAAGCAAAAAGAGAUCGCCUCACUCAAGCGGAGUCUUGUGGAGAAAGAGCAAGCCAUUCUGCUUCUGGAGAAACACAUCAAUGGUGAGGGUGUGGACUCACGGUCUUGUGCUCAGGGCAAAGACGUGGAGUCACCUGCUGCAAAAGGUGAUCAGGACGUCCCCAACAACAGCGGCGAGACACAUGAGGUCCACUUGGCAAGAACCUCUGCCUGUUGGUGUGGACCUCCACCCAGCGCCUCUCCCCCCGUCAUCCAUGUCACCCAGCUGACGGAUCAUUGAAACCACCACAGGUCUUCUGCUCCCGUUCUAUUCCAGCCUCAACCAUAAGCAGAUUUCCUUUCCCUGCCUGGAUCUGUCCUGCUCCUCCCUUCACCUUCCUCCUACGUUCUGCUGUUGGUAACACGUUUCUUUCUAGGCUGUCAAAGUAGUGUUAUGAAAACGGUUCUGCCACAGACGGUUCCACUUAUUCCUCUAUGGUGUCCAUAUGGCUCACAGGAUAUUAGAUGUUAUCUACUGCGGAGAUCUUUUUGCAGAUCUGGAAUCACUGAACACAAGACACGACCUAAACUCUUUCUCUUGGAAAGACUGACUUUGGCUUCUUGCCUAAAAAGUGACACUACUGUCAGUUUAUAGAAUCAUCCCAAGAUAGUCCUUCUGUCAAAGUGUGUAGAUGACAACAUCAGAAGGUCCUUCUGUCAAAG